Messenger RNA from Ziziphus jujuba (common jujube), 1963 nucleotides. RefSeq names its product UDP-glucuronate 4-epimerase 1. The record is from RefSeq and is a predicted model, not a curated record. The coding region runs from base 378 to 1673 and encodes 431 amino acids. The transcript has a single exon. NCBI's taxonomy places the organism in Eukaryota, Viridiplantae, Streptophyta, Magnoliopsida, Rosales, Rhamnaceae.
ACGCGUAUAGUUUGUCGCUCGCUUCCAUGUGGGUGACCACUAUAUAUAACCCAGCCUCACCUUCUCUCUAAUAGCAGGUGCAGAAAAUUAAAAUUUCACCUCCAAAAUUUUUUUAGCCCCUCUGCAUCUGUUCUUUGUUUUCCUUUUUUUUUUUUAGGUUUCCUUUUCUUUCCAUUUUUCCUUCUAAAUCCUCCCGCAAAAACCUUCUUCUUCUACUCCGAAACCGUUACUUUCUUAGUAAACCAUCUUAAAAUUUGGAAGAAAAUAUUUUUAUUUUUGGUUUUUUUUAAAAAAAGAGAGGAAAUAGAGGAAUUUUCAGAAAAUUAGAAAAAAAAAUCCCCAAGAAAAAAAAAAUCUUUGCAAUCACAAGAAAGAAAAUGCCUUCUUUGGAAGACGAGCUGUUCCCGUCGACGCCGGGAAAGUUCAAGAUCGAUCGGGCACACACCAUGAACCGGCAGUUCCACCGGUGUUUCGCUUCUACAAGCACUAUGUUCUUGUGGGCACUCUUCUUGGUUGCCCUAACGGCGUCGUAUUUGAGCUUCCAGAGUUUUGUCGAUUCCAGUAGCCGGUAUUUCACCGCUUCUUGGGGCGGUAUUCAGUGGGAGAAACAGGUGAGGAACUCCGCCCAGAUCCAUAGGUCCGGUGGCAUGUCUGUGCUUGUUACCGGCGCUGCAGGUUUCGUCGGGUCCCACGUAUCGCAAGCCUUGAAGAAGCGCGGAGAUGGCGUCGUCGGGCUCGACAACUUCAAUAACUACUACGACCCGUCGUUGAAGAAAGCGAGGAAGUUGCUGCUCAAUAACCACGGGAUUUUCGUCGUUGAAGGUGACGUCAACGACGCCAGGCUGCUCGAGAAGCUUUUCGAUGUCGUGGCUUUCACGCACGUGAUGCACUUGGCGGCUCAAGCCGGUGUCAGAUACGCCAUGGAGAACCCUCAAUCUUACGUCCACAGCAACAUCGCCGGCCUCGUCACGCUUCUUGAGGUAUGCAAAUCCGCCAAUCCCCAGCCCGCGAUCGUUUGGGCCUCGUCCAGCUCCGUGUACGGACUCAAUGACAAGGUCCCGUUCUCCGAAUCUGAUCGGACCGAUCAACCCGCUAGUCUCUACGCGGCUACCAAGAAAGCCGGCGAGGAAAUCACCCACACUUACAACCACAUUUAUGGGUUAUCCAUCACCGGGUUGAGAUUCUUCACGGUUUAUGGCCCAUGGGGCAGACCCGACAUGGCUUACUUCUCUUUCACCCGGAACAUUCUUCAGGGGAAACCCAUUACGGUUUAUCGGGGCAAGGAUCGGGUUGAUUUGGCCCGAGAUUUCACCUAUAUCGAUGAUGUUGUUAAGGGUUGCUUGGGAUCAUUGGAUACGGCGGGUAAGAGCACGGGUUCGGGUGGAAAGAAACGGAGACCCGCUCCCUAUCGGAUUUUCAAUCUUGGCAAUACGUCGCCGGUGACGGUACCGACACUUGUCGAUAUACUAGAGCGGCAUUUGAAGGUAAAAGCGAAGAGGAAUAUGGUUGAAAUGCCUGGAAACGGCGACGUUCCGUUCACCCAUGCGAAUAUCAGUGCUGCUCGAAGAGAAUUCGGGUACAAACCCACGACCGAUUUGCAGACCGGGUUGAAAAAGUUUGUUAGGUGGUAUCUUUCUUACUACGGCUACAAUCACGGCAAACCUGUAAAUUAAUAUUUUUUUUUUUUUUUUUUUUUUUCUCUUUUAUAUUUUUGGUAAAAAAAGAAAAAAAGAAAAAAAAAAACUUCUAGAAUUUUCCUUCCCUUUUAAAAAAAGUAAAAGAAAAUUGGGAAAAGAAAAAUGUCGUAGACGAUAAAGAAAGAGAAAAAAAAGAAAAGAGACACAUUCUUUACUUAGGAGAGCGGUGAAAGCCUAGCUCGUCCUCGGUUCUUUUUUUCGUUUGUUGUUUCUUAUAUUUUCUUGAUUUUGUGUAAAUGAAAAGCUUUUAUGUUUGUUUUCGGCCA